AUCGUCGUGUGAUAUACACAAGUACGCCUUAUAGGAUGAGAGAAAAGUUUUUCGAAUACUCACGGCAUAAUGAGAGAUUUUACGUAAAGCUCGUAGAUUAUAACAUAACGGAAGAAUUCUUGCGUAAUAGCUACCGGGCGACGAGCGACGAACGCUCGCGUGCAUUUUGUAUUUUUAUGGGAUACCAGUUGCACAGGUCAUUGGAUUCGGCGUCAUGCAGUACAACUAGUUGGGUACCUACACAUGUCAAUUGAAGUAAUUGAUCUGUCCAACUGGAGCAUACCACACGAGUAGCUGUAGAGUGCUAUCCUAUACUUUGUUGACAUUUUGAAUGAAAGGAGUUUAAAUGGCUGCACCCAUCAAUGUUGUUGUUACUGGAGCAGCUGGGCAGAUUGCCUACUCCCUGCUGUACCAGCUGGCUGCUGGUUCAGUUUUUGGACCCGACCAACCAAUCAAUCUGAGAUUGCUGGACAUCGAGCCAAUGAUGGGAGUUCUCAAGGGAGUAGUCAUGGAACUUGAAGAUCUUGCUCUUCCUCUUCUCAAGGAUGUGCUGCCUACUGCUGAUCCAGAGCCAGCAUUCAAAGAUGCAGCAGCUGUGUUCCUCGUUGGAUCUAUGCCUCGCAGAGAAGGUAUGGAACGCAAAGAUCUUCUUGCUGCCAAUGUCAAGAUCUUCAAGAUCCAGGGAGAAGCUCUUGACAAGUUUGCAAGAAAGGAUGUCAAAGUUCUGGUUGUGGGUAACCCAGCCAAUACAAACGCGUUGAUCUGCUCACACUACGCUCCUUCCAUUCCAAAAGAGAACUUCACAGCGAUGACAAGGCUUGAUCAAAACAGAGCUCAGGCGGCUAUUGCUGCACGUCUGGGUGUUGCAAUUGACAAAGUGAAAAAUGUGAUCAUUUGGGGAAAUCACAGCUCAACUCAGUAUCCCGAUGCUGCUCAAGCCACAGUAGAAGUUAAUGGAACUUCGAAACCUGUUCCAGAGGUUGUCAAGGAUGACAAAUGGUUGAAUGAAGUAUUUGUGGAAACAAUUCAAAAGCGUGGAGCAGCUGUCAUUGCUGCAAGGAAAAUGUCAUCUGCCAUGUCAGCAGCAAAAGCGGCAGGAGAUCAUAUGCGUGACUGGUGGUUUGGAACCAAACCUGGUCAGUAUGUAAGCAUGGGAGUAGUAUCUGAUGGAAGCUAUGGAAUCCCCAAAGACAUCGUUUUCUCACUGCCAGUAACCAUUCAGAAUAAGCAAUACAAAAUUGUACAAGGACUUAACAUUAGCAGCUUUGCCAGAUCAAAAUUAGACAUAACUGCGAAAGAACUGGAAGAAGAACGAGCUGAAGCCAACACAGUCCUUCAGCAGUGACUAGGUGGCCCAAAUAAUGAAAGUAAUGCGGGAGAAAAGACAAUAUCCAAGUUAUAAAGAUUUAUUGUAGAGUAUGUAUGUUUAACUGCUGUGAUUGAAUAUGUAAAUUGUUGUACCAAGACAGCACAUAUUUUUAGUAUGCGUGGGCCUUGACCACCAUGUGCAUUUAGCAGUUUUCACAUGGUAUCCGAAAACAUUUGGAACACGGGAAUAUUCUAGGAAUAUAUUAAUAAAACUCGUUACUCGUAA
Nasonia vitripennis (jewel wasp) is the source of this 1594-nucleotide messenger RNA. It is a transcript of the gene Mdh1, whose product is annotated as malate dehydrogenase, cytoplasmic. The transcript is spliced from 6 exons. Gene Ontology annotation, biological process: oxaloacetate metabolic process; tricarboxylic acid cycle; malate metabolic process. The coding region runs from base 347 to 1345 and encodes 332 amino acids. Gene Ontology annotation, molecular function: L-malate dehydrogenase (NAD+) activity. Lineage: Eukaryota; Metazoa; Arthropoda; Insecta; Hymenoptera; Pteromalidae. Gene Ontology annotation, cellular component: cytosol; mitochondrion. The record is from RefSeq and is a predicted model, not a curated record.